Messenger RNA from Acanthocheilonema viteae, 1155 nucleotides. The record is from the annotation of a GenBank genome assembly. NCBI's taxonomy places the organism in Eukaryota, Metazoa, Nematoda, Chromadorea, Rhabditida, Onchocercidae.
AUGCUUUGGAUACAGCGAAGAUUCUUAAGCCGUUGUGUCGAUUUACUUCGUACAGAAACAGCACGAACUUAUUUCCAAAUUAUAUCGAAUAAGCUGAAAGCACUCCAGAAAAACGUAGAUGAUGGGUUAAGAUUUAAUAAUUCUGCUUCGAUCACACACUUAGAAACUGUAACAACAUUGGCUCACACAUUUUACGAUAAGUUGGAAAUGCUAACAGAAUUGGAUAUGCUUUUAAAAGAGGAAAAUGAUGUGGAAAUACAAGAAAUUGCUAAGUUGGAUAGUGAACGAUUAACGGAGGAACUCGAUAGUGUUGUGAACGAAUUAACCGAUGCUGUGAUACCUGUUACUGAAUACGAUUCACUGAACAACUGUCAGCUAGAAAUCACUCCAGGUGUAGGCGGUAUCGAAGCAUCCUUAUUCGCAUCUGAAUUGGCUCAAAUGUACCGUAAUUACACGCAGUUUAUGAAGUGGAAAUGGACGCCUUAUCAAUUUGAUGCUUCACCAUCGGGAGGUAUACGUAGUGCUAUAAUUUUUGUGCGAGGUAACGGAGCAUUCCGGGCGUUACGUUAUGAAGCCGGUGUUCAUCGAGUACAAAGGUUUCCAGUAACGGACAAAACACGUAUGCACACAAGUACAUCUGUUAUAGCUGUUCUUCCGGAACCAGAAAAGAUAGAAGCUUGCGUGACACCGGCUGAUGUGAAAGUAGAAACAAUGAGAGCUUCAGGUCCUGGUGGCCAGAAUGUCAAUCAACGAUCUACAGCGGUCCGCUUAACUCAUCGUGAAACGGGUAUAACAGUGCAUUGCAUGGAUGAAAGGACACAAUAUUCUAAUAUGGAAAUAGCGUACAAACGAUUAGCUGCGAUAUUGUUACAACGGAAACUUGAUGAAACACAGAAGCAAUACUCAUCGUCCAGAAAACUACAAAUAGGAACUAAGGCACGAGCUGAAAAAGUGCGAACAUACGACUUCAAGGAUGAUCAAGUGACAGAUCAUCGUUUGGGUAAAACUUGGCAAGGUGUUGCAAAUGUUAUGAAGGGGAGCGAUGUUUUAAAUCAAAUAAUUCAAUCUCUGGAUGAACUCUCAAAAGCUCAAUAUUUAAAAGAAAUCUUAAGCGCGGAAGAUUGUAAUGCCAAAUAUACUGAUUCUAAUGUUUAA